Aspergillus saccharolyticus JOP 1030-1 is the source of this 624-nucleotide messenger RNA. RefSeq names its product G-protein alpha-subunit. The transcript has 3 exons. Lineage: Eukaryota; Fungi; Ascomycota; Eurotiomycetes; Eurotiales; Aspergillaceae. Gene Ontology annotation, cellular component: heterotrimeric G-protein complex. The coding region runs from base 158 to 508 and encodes 116 amino acids. Gene Ontology annotation, biological process: adenylate cyclase-activating G protein-coupled receptor signaling pathway. The record is from RefSeq and is a predicted model, not a curated record. Gene Ontology annotation, molecular function: G protein-coupled receptor binding; GTPase activity; GTP binding.
UCUCCAUUGGCUUUACAAAUUUGAAUGUGUACGACGUUGGAGGCGCCAGAAGCGAACGAAAGAAGUGGAUUCAUUGCUUCGAGAACGUCUCAGCCAUUAUCUUCUGUGUUGGGAUGAGUGAGUACGACCAGGUUCUGCUAGAGGAUUCCAACCAGGUAUGGGCUUAGGUAACCGAAUGAUGGAAAGCAUACUACUCUUCGACUCGAUUGUCAACUCGCGAUGGUUCCUGAAAACAAGCAUAAUCCUUUUCAUGAAUAAGAUCGAUCUCUUCAAAGAGAAGCUGCCUCACUCUCCGCUUGAAAAGCAUUUCCCGGACUACAAAGGCGGUGCCGACCUCAACAAAGCAGCCAAGUACGUUCUCUGGCGAUUUAAUCAAGUAAAUCGCGCCCAUCUGCACCUCUACCCGCACCUCGUGCAGGCUACCGAUACCAGCAAUAUGGAGAUUGUAUUGAAGGCUGUGGAGGAGACGAUUUCGCAAAAUGCAUUGAGGGAUAGCGGGGUGGUGUAGGCGAGUUGGGCGACGGAGAUGGUGAACAUCGUCUUGCUGGCGGCGGAUUACGUCGUGCGCAGCAUGCAGUCACCGAACCACGUAAUCCUCGUACUUUCAACAGCAAAGCGAGUGAU